GCGCUGCAAUGCAUCGAGGGAAGGGCGAGGAAUGGCUGGGGUGGCUGCUGGUUAAAGGGGUCCACGAACGAAAGAGGAAGGGAGAGAAACGAGAGGGAUUCAGAGGGUGGGAGUGGUAAGUGGGGAAGAGAGAAGACGAGAGGGAUGCUGGGGCGGUUCAGGCGAGACCGAGUUCACGCCAAGUAGAGUACGACAGUUUGUGUCAGACUACGGAGCUCGAAAGAUGCUCUCGGUUGUUCACGAGACGGGUGGACCACCCUCGUCGCGACGACGGUGUCGCGCCAUCGCGGUCUCCCUCGGUAUCGUCGCGUCGGCCGUUCGCGGAGAAGCCGAAAAGAACGCGGGAAACAGCGGUGCCGGUAGGAUCAGCAGACCAACAUCUACUGCCACGAUGAUGACUAUGGCCUUAACCGUCCUUUUGAUCCUGGUGCCCGCGGUAUUUCCAGACAAGAUUUCCAUCGGUGCCAUUUUCGAGCAAGGUACCGACGAAGUGCAGUCCGCUUUCAAGAUCGCGAUGAAGAACCACAACCAAAAUAUUACGACUCGCAAAUUUGAGCUGCAAGCCUUCGUGGAUGUAAUUAACACUGCGGACGCCUACAAGCUAUCUCGUCUAAUUUGUAACCAGUUUAGCAGAGGCGUAUUUUCAAUGUUGGGUGCCGUAAGUCCAGAUUCAUUCGACACGUUGCAUUCUUAUAGCAACACCUUCCAGAUGCCAUUCGUGACACCCUGGUUUCCUGAAAAGGUUCUGACGCCGUCCUCGGGUCUCCUGGACUUCGCCAUAAGUAUGCGGCCGGAUUACCAUCGCGCUAUCAUCGAUACGGUGCGAUACUACGGUUGGAAGAAAAUCAUCUACCUCUACGACUCCCACGAUGGACUGCUCAGGCUGCAGCAGAUUUAUCAGGGCUUGAAACCAGGCAACGAGUCCUUUCAAGUCGAAACCGUCAAGAGAAUACAGAAUAUGUCGGAGGCGAUUGAUUUUCUACGGAGUCUUGAAGAACUUAACCGAUGGAGCAAUAAAUACGUCGUGCUCGACUGUCCGACGGAUAUGGCGAAGGAUAUUGUUGUGAGCCACGUGAGGGAUAUAGCUUUGGGAAAGAGGACGUAUCAUUAUCUGCUGAGUGGCUUGAUAAUGGACGACCGAUGGGAGAGCGAGGUGAUCGAGUUUGGCGCCAUCAACAUCACGGGCUUUCGCAUCGUGGAUGUCACUCGACCUCACGUCAAGGACUUCCUGGCCGGCUGGCAUCGCCAGGAUCCCGCCAUAUCUCAAGCCGGUCGUGAAUCCAUUUCCGCACAAGCCGCUCUGAUGUAUGACGCCGUGUUCGUCUUGGUUGAAGCUUUCAACAAGUUUUUGAGAAAAAGAACUGAUAAAAAUAAUACACGACGUAUAGGAACUCCAAGCAGUAAUCAGCCCAUAAACGGAACAAAAACUUUAGAUUGCUACAACAAUCGUGGCUGGGUCACUCCGUGGGAACAUGGCGACAAAAUCUCGAAAUUUUUAAGAAAGGUUGAGAUCGAAGGACUAACGGGAGAGAUACGAUUCAAUGACGAUGGUCGACGACAAAAUUAUACGCUUCAUGUCGUCGAAAUGACUGUCAAUAGUGCUAUGGUGAAAGUCGCCGAGUGGACCGAUGAAACUGGUUUUCAAGCCAUAGCCGCAAAAUAUGUGCGACUUCGUCCUCAUGAAGUUGAGAAGAAUAAAACUUACAUCGUUACUACAAUAAUGGACGAUCCUUAUAUAAUGAGGAAAAUAUCGGACACUGGUGAAGUAUUAGUUGGAAAUGAUAGUUAUGAAGGAUAUUGUAAAGACUUGGCUGAUCUCAUCGCCAAAAGAUUAGGCAUAUCAUACGAGCUGCGGAUCGUGAAGGACGGAAAAUACGGCGAGGAAAACCAGGACGUCCCGGGUGGCUGGGACGGCAUGGUCGGGGAGCUUAUCAGAAAGGAAGCCGACAUAGCGAUUGCUCCCAUAACUAUCACCUCCGACCGGGAACGCGUGAUCGAUUUUAGUAAACCGUUUAUGUCUCUCGGCAUCAGCAUUAUGAUAAAAAAACCCAUCAAACAAAAAUCCGGAGUCUUCAGUUUUCUGAAUCCGCUGAGCAAGGAAAUCUGGGUGUGCGUCAUUUUUUCCUACAUCGCAGUUUCUAUCGUCCUAUUUAUUGUGUCGAGGUUUUCGCCAUACGAGUGGAGAGUCCUCACCAUCAGCGGUAGCACGGAUUCAGCUAUUAGCGGACGAAACGAUCCCAGUUUGCAGCAUCCGCAUACACCGCAAGGUUCACCCCACAUGCCAACUUCCAGCAUGGCCAACGACUUUAGUAUCGUAAAUAGCCUCUGGUUUGCUCUGGCGGCGUUUAUGCAACAGGGCUGCGAUAUCUCGCCCAGAUCCAUAUCUGGCCGCAUAGCUGGCAGCGUCUGGUGGUUUUUCACUCUGAUUUUAAUAUGCUCCUAUACCGCAAAUCUCGCUGCAUUUUUAACCAUCGAGAGAAUGGUCACGCCAAUUAACUCACCCGAGGAUUUAGCGGCGCAGACAGAUGUCCAGUAUGGCACUCUCGCUCAUGGCGCUACGAUGGAUUUUUUUCGAAAAUCUCAGAUCAGUCUCUAUAGCAAGAUGUGGGAGUUCAUGAACUCGCGGAAGCAUGUAUUCGUAAAAUCCUACGAGGAGGGAAUACGAAGAGUGAGAACGAGUAAGGGCAAAUACGCAUUUUUAAUCGAGAGCCCGAUGAAUGACUACACCAACGAGAGAGAGCCCUGCGACACGAUGAAAGUCGGAAGAAAUCUCGAUGCCAAGGGAUUCGGUGUCGCGACACCGUUAGGAUCCCCUCUCAGGGAUCCCAUAAACUUGGCGGUGCUGUCACUGAAGGAAAAUGGAGAACUGGCAAAGCUGGUCGAACGAUGGUGGUAUGAAAGGACGGAAUGCAGGCACAGUGAUAAACCAGAUACAGCCAGAAACGAAUUAUCACUGAGCAACGUAGCAGGAAUAUUUUAUAUCCUCAUCGGUGGUCUCCUUCUGGCGCUCGCCGUAGCUCUCUUGGAAUUCUGCUACAAGUCGCAUACAGAAGCGACAAGAGCGAAGAUACCACUAUCAGACGCGAUGAAGGCGAAAGCACGACUAACCAUCGGUGGUGGUCGCGAUUUCGACAAUGGACGGCGCGGGAAGAAACGAGUACUGGCUGCGGAGGUACCAACUUUGACUACGUUCGCGCCGAAGUACUACGCUCCAGCAAACGCGAUUGGGAAUACCGAGGGCGACCAGGUACACAGCAAUACACAUACCCAAGUGUAAAUUGUUACCUGGAGAGCCCGAGCGACGGAUCGCCUGCUAAUUCGCUGCCCACACCCCCGCCGCCACCGCUGGUGGCACCCCCGCCGCCACCCCCGCCGCCCAGGAGACCACGAAGGAGCGUGACCUUCGCGGACUCGCCACCGAAGAGCCCGAAAAGGAAG
Messenger RNA from Camponotus floridanus (Florida carpenter ant), 3438 nucleotides. It is a transcript of the gene GluRIB, whose product is annotated as glutamate receptor 1. Gene Ontology annotation, cellular component: postsynaptic membrane; plasma membrane. Gene Ontology annotation, biological process: modulation of chemical synaptic transmission; synaptic transmission, glutamatergic. Gene Ontology annotation, molecular function: transmitter-gated monoatomic ion channel activity involved in regulation of postsynaptic membrane potential; glutamate-gated receptor activity. The coding region runs from base 224 to 3277 and encodes 1017 amino acids. NCBI's taxonomy places the organism in Eukaryota, Metazoa, Arthropoda, Insecta, Hymenoptera, Formicidae. The record is from RefSeq and is a predicted model, not a curated record. The transcript has 20 exons.